AUGCAAGUUGAGCACACGGUGCAAAAGAAAGCUUUCUGCAACGAGGCGGUGAUGCUGGACUGGAUUGAACGCGUAAGAGUCACACAGACGAGAUACCUUAACUUUUCCGCUGGCACCAUAGGGUUUUUCGGUGCACUCAUGGCGUUUCUCAGCAUUCACGAUCUACUGGGCAGCGCACACUCAAACCACGGUUCUGUGGGUGCUUGGCGCGCUUCACACCCACCGUGA
Messenger RNA from Phytophthora infestans T30-4, 228 nucleotides. RefSeq lists its product as uncharacterized. The transcript has 3 exons. The record is from RefSeq and is a predicted model, not a curated record. NCBI's taxonomy places the organism in Eukaryota, Oomycota, Peronosporomycetes, Peronosporales, Peronosporaceae. The coding region runs from base 1 to 228 and encodes 75 amino acids.